ACCCUUUCCUACUUUUAUCUUUCAAGUUAUUAUGUUACUAUAUCUUUCUCAAGAAACCUCUUUAUUGGUAUUUAGUCAUUCUUUUUUAUUCCUUCUGUUCUUUUAUGUUUUUGUUUUGGGGUUCUUUUUUAAAGAUAUUUUAUUCUAAAAAUAAACUCACAGGUAUCAAAUUGUGACUGUGUAUAAAUUUUCACUUUUUAAGAUGAGUAGGUGUGAUCGGCCAAAUGGCUAAAUGAAAUGAGGAGGACUGACUUGGACUUGAGAUGGUUAAAAUACUUCAACAACACUUUUUCAGACUGGUUGAUUUUUUAAAAAACAUAUUGAUUCUCCAGCUAAUUUAAAUGAAUUUUAAUUAUAAUUUCCAAACCUGAACUUUAUCUAACUGAUAUUUCAUAUUAUUUGCAGCCAACAAUGGUAAGACGUCCACCAACAAUUAUUUGCUACAUUUGUGGUCGUGAAUAUGGAACAAAAUCUAUAAGCAUCCAUGAACCACAAUGUCUGAAAAAAUGGCAUAAUGAAAACAACAUGUUGCCUAAGGAGCUAAGGAGACCAGAACCUAAGAAACCAGAAGUCAGGGCCAUUACAGCCAAAGGUUUCUAUGAUCUCGAUGCUUUAAAUGAAGCUGCUUGGACAAGUGCCCAGAGCCAGUUGGUUCCUUGUAAUAUUUGCGGGCGUACCUUCCUGCCAGACAGACUGAUUGUUCACCAACGAUCUUGUAAACCCAAAGCCGCCAAGUAAAGCUCUCUCUCGCUAUUGAAGUGUUAUAGGAAUUAAACCCCUUUUGAAAAAGAUUAGGAUACUGUGGGAAGGAGAACAAGGAGGUGAGAAGAGAGGAGACAGGGAAAACUGGCAUUGGCCAAGGGAUGGUUAAGCACUGGAAGUCCAGCCUGGUGCUUUGGUGGGUCCAGUGGAGGCCAGCCAUUACAUGGAGGGUCUGGUUUUCACAGGCAGCAGCAUGUACAUACUCUCUGGGGCCCAUUUCACAUUUUGGUCAGGCAGAAUUAUAAGUGAGCUGCUCCUAUCAGAGCUGGCAUUUUUGUCUAAAGGAUAUUUCAGAGCCAAUUGUUGCCAUUUUCCUUCCACUCUAUUUUCCCGAACAAGAUUUUAAGACUCACAGUUACAACUAUUAUCCCCUGAAAAGAGGCUUUGGGGGCUACCGCAGGCAACUCCUUAGUCCUGGAAAGAAGUAGAUUCCUUCC
This is a messenger RNA of Loxodonta africana (African savanna elephant), 1199 nucleotides long. RefSeq names its product zinc finger protein 475 (gene ZNF475). The coding region runs from base 412 to 738 and encodes 108 amino acids. NCBI's taxonomy places the organism in Eukaryota, Metazoa, Chordata, Mammalia, Proboscidea, Elephantidae. The record is from RefSeq and is a predicted model, not a curated record. The transcript is spliced from 2 exons.